Molecule: messenger RNA, 569 nt
Organism: Rhineura floridana
Lineage: Eukaryota; Metazoa; Chordata; Lepidosauria; Squamata; Rhineuridae
Gene: NDUFS6
Product: NADH:ubiquinone oxidoreductase subunit S6
Exons: 4
Coding region: 120-521 (133 amino acids)
Biological process (GO): mitochondrial electron transport, NADH to ubiquinone
Source: RefSeq, a predicted model, not a curated record
AGGGCAUUACGUCAGACGCUGUCAGUCUCUGAAGUGGAGUUUUGGUUUCACCUGACGACAGGCGUCCUCUGCGGGCCGCGCGUGCGUAGUGGUUUUGUGUGCGUGUUGGGGGGGCUGAAAUGGCGGCUCUCGCGUCCUUGGGAGGAGCGUCGCGGGCGGGUUUUAUUUUGAUACGGGGCAGCAGUGCGGUUCUUUUCUCCGUACGACGCGCGUUGGGGAGAUGCUACGGCACAGCAACGACCCCGACCGGUGAGAAAGUGACGCACACGGGGCAGGUUUAUGAGGAAUCUGACUACAGGCAGAUUCGAUUUACUGGGCGACAGAAAGAGGUGAAUGAAAACUUUGCAAUUGAUUUGAUUGCUGAGCAGCCUGUGAGUGAGGUUGAAACCAGAGUGGUAUCCUGUGAUGGUGGUGGCGGAGCUCUGGGACAUCCUAAAGUGUAUAUAAACUUGGACAAAGAUACAAAAACUGGAACAUGUGGCUACUGCGGACUCCAGUUUAAGCAGAAGCACCAUCACUGAUAAUUGUCUUAUUAUGCUUUGCUAUAGUAUUAAACAUAUUUAAAAGGC